Messenger RNA from Eruca vesicaria subsp. sativa (arugula), 2077 nucleotides. NCBI's taxonomy places the organism in Eukaryota, Viridiplantae, Streptophyta, Magnoliopsida, Brassicales, Brassicaceae. The record is from the annotation of a GenBank genome assembly.
GGCCCUCAGGAGCUUCCGCCUUUUUCAGAGUGGGGGAGAAGGAGAAACAAGGUUAGGAAAAGAUGGAUUAUAUGAAUGGACCAGGGAGACACCAUCUGUUUGUUCCAGGACCGGUGAACAUACCGGAACAGGUGAUCCGGGCCAUGAACCGUAACAACGAGGAUUACCGCUCACCAGCAAUCCCGGCACUUACGAAAACAUUGUUGGAGGACGUGAAGAAGAUAUUCAAGACAACAUCUGGGACACCAUUUAUGUUUCCCACGACCGGGACUGGUGCUUGGGAGAGUGCCUUGACAAACACGCUAUCUCCUGGAGACAAGAUCGUCUCGUUUCUGAUCGGACAAUUCAGCCUGCUUUGGAUUGACCAGCAGAAGAGGCUAAAGUUCGAUGUUGAUGUGGUCGAGAGUGAAUGGGGACAAGGUGCUAAUCUCCAAGUCCUGGCCUCAAAGCUCUCACAAGACCAUAAUCAUUCCAUCAAAGCCAUUUGCAUUGUCCACAAUGAGACCGCCACUGGAGUCACCAAUGACAUCUCUGCUGUCCGAACCAUCCUCGAUCACUACAAGCACCCGGCUUUGCUUCUCGUGGACGGUGUCUCGUCCAUAUGUGCGCUUGAUUUCCGAAUGGAUGAGUGGGGAGUGGACGUGGCCUUGACCGGCUCACAAAAGGCCUUAUCUCUGCCAACAGGACUUGGGAUUGUGUGUGCCAGUCCAAAAGCCUUGGAAGCAACCAAAACUUCGAAAUCUCUCAAAGUCUUCUUUGAUUGGGCUGACUAUCUCAAGUUUUACAAGCUCGGAACAUAUUGGCCAUACACACCUUCCAUUCAACUCCUAUACGGUCUUAGAGCUGCCCUUGAUCUUAUCUUUGAGGAAGGACUUGAGAAUGUCAUUGCCCGUCACGCUCGUUUGGGAAAGGCCACCAGGCUUGCGGUGGAAGCGUGGGGCCUGAAAAACUGUACACAGAAGGAGGAGUGGAUAAGUAACACAGUGACAGCCGUCGUCGUGCCACCGAAUAUAGACAGUACGGAGAUUGUGAAAAGAGCGUGGAAGAGGUACAACCUAAGUCUUGGUCUUGGUCUCAACAAAGUGGCUGGAAAGGUUUUCAGAAUUGGGCACCUUGGACACCUUAAUGAGUUGCAACUUCUUGGGUGUUUGGCUGGAGUGGAGAUGAUACUGAAGGAUGUUGGGUACCCGAUUGUGUUGGGAAGUGGAGUUGCAGCUGCCUCUACUUAUCUUCAGCACCAAAUCCCUCUCAUUCCUUCGAGGAUCUAAUUCAUAUCCCCGUUUCUCUAUCUUUAUUCUCUCCCUCUCAAUGUACAACAAAACUCUUUGUUUUCUCUUCCAGUACUUCUUUUAUAUCUUACUAAAUUAUCUAUCUUUUAUGUGCAAUUAUUCCCAACAAACUUAUUAAAAAGGGUCAAAUGUAUUUCUUAUUCACAAAUAACUUUAUUUCAAUACCUUCACUUUAGCGGAAACACUGUUAAGUGGAUCCAAACUCCACCACCCCUUCCUUUUGAGGUCUUUCACACCUAUUUGGUGCAAAGAAGUCCGGAGGAAGUCCGUGUGGAUGUUAUUAUCGGCUUUUCAAAAAUGAAGAUUUGGAAAAAGGUUGAAUGAGUGAAAUCAGUGAUAAUUUUUUGGUUAGUGUUCGAAAAUUAGAAUGCUAGACUGGACAAAAUCUAAUAGCAUUCAGGACUGAAAUCUUGAAUCAAUGAUUCAAAUAUUGUUUUUGUUAAUACUUUUUAUUAAAUUAGGUAUCAAAUAUUUUAAUCCCUUGAAUCGAAUAUUUGAAAUCAAUAAGUAUUUGACUGAUGAUGGCACAUCGAUCUACACAACUGAACGGAAGGAGCAUGACACAAUUUCAGCGUUGUCUCAGAUUAAUGGUAAUAAUUUUGUUUACUUUUACUAUGGUUUUAUGUUUUAAUAUUUUAUUUAUGUCAAUAACAUGUAUUAAGUUCAUUAUUUAUUUUUCUUUGCAGAAAAGUAUUAUUAUAUUUGUGAGGAAUGGUGAGAAAUUGUCUGAAGCAAAAUUCUAAAAGUUGUUGUUAGACGAAGAUUAUUGGUCAUUAUUAUCUAGACAG